UAUGCCUCUGUCCACUGGAUUCUUUCUUUUUGUUUGUAUAAAUUUAUCAGAAAGCUGAAGACAAUUGACUUGCUUGUCCAAUAAUAACACACACCACUUUGAGCAAAACAAGAAGAAGAAGAUAUACCACUACUACUAAUUCAGAGCCGACAAACCACCAGCAGCAGCUCACAAUCUGUUGAGAAUUUGUGGAUGGUAUUUGGGAUUUGAUUGCUUUGGAUAAGAAAUUGAAACAAAAUGGAUUUUGAAGAUACACCACUAGGGCAUCAUCAGAAGUGUGAUAAAGAGAUGGCUAUGGAUGCUGCUACAAAGCUUCCAGAUUGGGAUCCGCAAGCGAUGCUGUCGAACUUGUCUUUCCUAGAGCAUAAGAUCCAUCAACUCCAAAGUAUGGUGCAUUUGAUUGUUGAACAAGAAGAUUGUGUUUCGGAUAGAUCGAAUGAACUCGUAGCUCAACAACAGCAACUUGUUUCGGCUGACUUAACGUCUAUCAUUGUUCAAUUGAUCUCCACAGCGGGGAGUCUUCUACCGUCGUUAAGAACUAGCCAUUCAACAGCAAAUGAUACAGUGGAGCAAAAGAAUGUUGUUAAUAAUGGGAUGGAGCAAAAGUACAUGGCCAACUGUAAUCCGGCCAUUGCGCCGAUUGAAGAACAUGAGUUUAAGGAGGAAGAAGAUGUUGUAGAAGGAGAGCAUCUUCCUCCUGGUUCAUAUGAAGUCUUGCAGCUAGAAAAAGAGGAAAUUCUAGCACCGCAUACGCAUUUCUGUUUGAUAUGUGGGAAAGGCUUUAAGAGGGAUGCUAAUCUGAGGAUGCAUAUGAGAGGUCAUGGAGAUCAGUACAAGACUCCAGCUGCACUUGCGAAACCAGCCAAGGAUUUGAGCAUGGAACCUAUUGUUUUAAGAAGGUACUCGUGUCCCUUUGUGGGUUGCAAAAGGAACAAGGAGCACAAGAAAUUCCAGCCAUUGAAGACCAUCCUGUGUGUGAAGAAUCACUACAAACGAACUCAUUGUGAUAAAAGCCACAUCUGCAGCAUAUGCAACAACAAGAGGUUUUCUGUAAUGGCUGAUCUCAAAACUCAUGAAAAACAUUGUGGUCGUGACAAAUGGCUUUGUUCAUGUGGUACGACUUUCUCGAGAAAAGACAAGCUUUUUGGGCAUGUUGCUCUCUUUCAAGGACAUACUCCUGUCCAUGCUUCUGACGAAACUAAGGGAUCAGUAUCAGAUGGAGGUGAAAGCAAUGAACUCACAACUAAGGUUGGAAAUACUGGAUUCAACUUCAGCUCAGGUACUUCUGGUGGAAAUGAUAUCCAGAAUGUUCUGGAUUCGAAAAACAGCGAGGAGGAUCCCUCAAGUUCCUACUCUCCGAUGAACUUUGAUGCGUGCAAUUUUUACGGGUUCUCCGAGUUCCCACGAAUACCAUCUGAAAUGUCAGGAGGUUCGCUUUCCUUUCUUCUUUCCGAAUCCUUUAGUUUCAGAAAUGGAGGGUCACUAGAUGAUGCUUUAUAGUGAUUAUUACAAUUUUCAUUUUCAGUUGUUUUUCCAGAAUUCUACUGUAGAUGUGUUUGUACAACAAUACCUUCACCAUGUACCAUUCAUAUGUUGAAUUUGAAUCCAUGUGUUACAUUUUCAGCC
Papaver somniferum (opium poppy) is the source of this 1626-nucleotide messenger RNA. Its product is annotated as protein SENSITIVE TO PROTON RHIZOTOXICITY 1-like. The coding region runs from base 238 to 1500 and encodes 420 amino acids. NCBI's taxonomy places the organism in Eukaryota, Viridiplantae, Streptophyta, Magnoliopsida, Ranunculales, Papaveraceae. The record is from RefSeq and is a predicted model, not a curated record. Gene Ontology annotation, biological process: response to aluminum ion; response to acidic pH. The transcript is spliced from 2 exons.